ACCGGUUUGUGAACACGCACAGCGCGAUCUCUCGGCGGAUCGCACGAUCUCUCACAUCGCGCAAUCCUUCUCUUUGCGGAGUCUUUGCGACCGGCUACCACUACACGAAAAAAAAAGACCGAACAGAAUCUAUGCCCAACGGGAGAAAAAGAUGCUGCCAUUCAGUCGAUGAUUUUGAGACGCAGACGCUCCGUGUGUUAAGCAGAUCUCUCGCAGACUCUUCCCGUGCGCUGUCUUUGCGCGUUGCGCUUCAAGUGAAAAUAAGUGAAUAAUUGAAGGGGGUAAUUGGAGGGAAGUGAUUGUGCGGUGUUUUGUGUGUUGUGCUUUGCGCAUAGCGCAAAGAGAAGAAAAUAGGAAAAAAAUCGGGUUAAGAGUGGAAUUUGGGUCUCUGCAGAAAUCUCCCACACAGCCGGCCGGUAGUUGAGGGAACACGAAAGAAUAGAAGCAAAAAAAAAACGCCAAGAAAUGUAUGCAUUCCGCCACAGCUAAAUAUACCGGUGUCCGACCGUUCGGGGCGCGAUGACACUUAUCGAAAGUCGAUAAUCAAAACGCGGUCAGCCACCCAUUAACGGGAUACGCGCAUAAGCUCUACGCUAACGAACGCGCAACGUGAUAAGAACACGUCAGGUGCUCCAGAUUUGACACCAUCGAUUGAAGGCCGGAUAUCUAUCUUGUCGCGGGUUUACUGUUUUUUUUCGGAAGGAAGCAGUCAGUAGACGAAACCAAGUCGGGGGUAUUUUUGCAUCGACACAUGCAGCUGCGGAAACUGGCUAAAGCAACAGAUUUUUAUGAACGAGCGACGCCACAUACGAAAGGAAGACCAGCGUUUUGAUAUGCAUUACCGGUGGUGUUAGUCCGGCAGGAAUUUGACUCAUGGAAGCAAUAGCAGGGGGAGUGAGGAGCAGCCGAACCGUGCAGGAGGUCUAACAUGAUAACUCCCAUCGAUCAGUGGAUAGGUUCCCCGUCGUCACCCUCCUCCUCAUACUCCGACAAAUGGAACUCCCACUCGAAGAAGAUCUGCUACCGCAAGGAGAUUGUCAAGAUCCGCCCUUGCGGAGGACCCAUCAAUUCCGUCAAUUGCUUGUGAUGCCCAAUGUCAGUGUUGUUGUGCUUAGUGUUAGAAGAAACCAAUUAUAGGAUAGAAUAUACGUAAGCCAUUUGAGUCAAAGUGCGAGUGCAAGUGAGAGUACUUUCGAAGAGUGAGAUUCGUAGCAGCUAUACGAUACUUAGAGAAUAAUGUCCCAGCGGAAGAAGAUUCUGUACGGGUUGUUCGGGAUCAUCAUCGGGCUGUGCGUCGGGGCGCUCUUCCGGAACUAUCGCACCCUGGAGAUUGUCAGCAUGUGCAACUCGAUGAACAGUGUGAAGCAGAAGUCUGCCCUCGAAAUAAUCGGACUGCACCCAUCGGAGGCGCCCGACAACUCGCAGCACAACCUAGUCUUCGUGGGGGUAAUGACUGCCAAAGAUUUUCUGCAAAGUCGCGCGAAAGCCGUGUACGACACCUGGGGAAUGAACAUCCCCGGACGGAUAGCCUUCUUCAGCUCGGAGGAGUCCGUGGCGGAGAAUCUUCCCCUGGUAGCCCUGAAGGGAGUGGACGAUAGGUACCCUCCGCAGAAGAAAAGCUUCAUGAUGCUCCACUAUAUGUACGAACACUACAUCGACAAGUUCGAGUGGUUCGCCCGGGCCGAUGACGACGUGUUCAUCCGGACGGACAAGCUGGAGAUGUUCCUAAGAUCCAUCGACAGUUCGAAGCCGCAGUUCAUCGGGCAGGCGGGUCGUGGAAACAGUGAAGAGUUCGGUCUGCUCUCGCUCGAGUUCGACGAGAACUUUUGCAUGGGUGGCCCGGGUGUCAUCAUGAGUCGCGAGACACUGCGACGGGUUGCUCCCCACAUUCCAACCUGCCUUAAAAAUCUCUACAGCACUCACGAAGACGUUGAAGUCGGACGAUGUGUACAAAAGUUCGCGGGUAUCCCAUGCACCUGGAACUAUGAGAUGCAAUCCAUUCUGCACCACAACUCCAGCGGAGUGCGUGCCUUCUCGGGCAACCUUAAGAACAAGGAAGUCCACAGUGCCAUUACACUGCAUCCGGUAAAGAAGCCUGCCUUCAUGUAUCGGCUGCACACAUACACCCUGGGCCUCAAGGCCCAGGAGCUUCGCCAACAGUCACUCUUCCUUCACCGGGACAUAGCCCAGAUGACGGCUCUGUUGCAGAUCCCAAAGAUCAAUAAAAAUCUCGCGCCCGGCGUUCCUAUCUUCCCGUCGGACGAAACCAGCACGGGGUAUCUUGGUGACCAUGAUGUUCUAGCAACAUUGACUAUUCUAUUUCAAGCAUUGACACCAGACCUGAAUCGGCAUCGACCCGCGCAGCUGGACGAGAUCAUCGAGUGGGAUUUCAUCGCCAAAAGUCUCUACUCGGGGAUGCAUCCGAACCCGAAGCGUAAAAUUGAAUCUUCCCUGAAGGAAGGUUUGAACGACGUGGUUCGAGAGAUCAUGGAACACAUCAACAACUUCUCGCGCCAGCGGGGUCGAGUGAUCGAGUUCCGCGAGCUGUUGUACGGUUACAUGCGGGUCAACAGUCUGUACGGACAGGAUCUGAUUCUGGAUCUGCUGUUGGUGUACAAGAAAUACCGGGGAAAGAAGAUGACUGUGCCGGUGCGGAGGCAUCUCUACAUUCAACGCUCCUUCACGGACGUUCGGGUGCGGGAAAUUACCGGUGGGGUAAUUCCAGCGCAUGCCGUUACUUUGGAUCGACGGUUACCGGGGGUAACCACCAGAGCGUGGCACAAUUCCUCGGGACUAGAUCGCAUGCGAUACAUCCUGAACAGUGGUCUCGAGAAACUGCAGGAUACCUUCGCCAUCAGUAAUCCUCUCGUGUACGAACUGAGACCUGCCAAAGAUCGAAUCGUGUUCGUGAUCCCGCUCGCUGGUCGAUCGGAAACGUUCAUGCGAUUCCUACGCAACUUCGAGGAGAUCGCUCUGAAGCAGGAUCAACGCACGGAUCUGCUCGUUUCGAUGUACAUCGACCCGCAGGAAUCUCCCCUUGUGACGGGUCUUUUGGACCAGCUACGGCAGCAGUAUCCCACCAACAGGAUAAACUACCUGCAGCUGUACGGUAAUUUCUCCCGAGGGAUUGCCCUCGAUCGUGCCAUCAAGAGUCCCUUCUGCAAGCAGGAUGACAUACUGUUCUUCAUCGAUGUCGACAUGAUUUUCACCCAGCAGACGCUCGACCGGAUACGAGCAAAUGUCAUAGUGAACAGACAAGUCUAUCUGCCAAUAGUUUUCAGCGAAUAUGACCCCCGUCCUGAAUUAUCAACCGACGGAGGCUCCAAACCAAUCACCACUGAACACUUCAAUCCAAGUUCCGCCAGUCGGAACUUCUCGGCGCCGUAUCCCGUGAUGAGCUCGAACGGUUACUUCCGCCAAUUUGGCUACGGGCUGGCCGGAAUCUACAAAUCGGACAUCCUCCGACCCGAUCUGGGUGGCUUCAACACCGACAUCAACGGCUGGGGUCUGGAGGAUGUCAAAUUUCUCGAAAACAUAAUCGCUGCCAACGUGAAGGGGAGCCAACGGCUGCUGGAUGUGGCCGACGGGAAGGUGGAUCCGUUUCAGGAUCACCAGCUCGGCCAGCAGCAGGAGCUGACAGUGUUCCGGGCGCCCGAUCCCUCGCUGGUGCACAUCUUUCACGCGAUCAAUUGUGAUACAAACCUGGAGGAGGCUCAGUACAGGAUGUGCCUCGGGACGAAAGCCAAUACUCUGGGCAGCUUUCGGGAGCUGGAGAAACGAUUCGCCCACGACCGCGAGCUGCUGCUUUAUGGCCGCAAAGGUCGAGGGAUUCGGUAGAAGGGGUAGCAGAGCAUGGGGUACCUUUAGAUUGUAAGCCAGGGGGGAAAUAGGAUAUUAUUUUGGAGGAUCCAAGAGCCUUUAUGUAAGAUAAUAGAAUCAAAUAAAUUCG
Molecule: messenger RNA, 3949 nt
Organism: Toxorhynchites rutilus septentrionalis
Lineage: Eukaryota; Metazoa; Arthropoda; Insecta; Diptera; Culicidae
Gene: Chsy
Product: chondroitin sulfate synthase 1
Exons: 9
Coding region: 1237-3837 (866 amino acids)
Cellular component (GO): Golgi cisterna membrane
Molecular function (GO): glucuronosyl-N-acetylgalactosaminyl-proteoglycan 4-beta-N-acetylgalactosaminyltransferase activity
Source: RefSeq, a predicted model, not a curated record